CCCCUUCUCGCCCUCUCGACUCUUCCUCCCCACCAUCGCUGCAUCCGUAUGCAAGCCCGCUCGCUGCUCCUUCAUAUCGUUGCUCCCUGUGUCAGGUAUAUAGAGCUGCCAAAGCCCGCACCGUCACUUCCUUCUUUCGUUUCCCGUCCGUCCUCAGAAACCGCCACCGAGACGCUCAGUUUUUGAAAGCUGCGAACGGCACGACACUUGCCUCUGUCAACACUCUAGUCAAGUGCUGUGUCGACUGGCCGUAAGAGAACAACCACGCCGAGAAGCAAUGACCCUAACAAAUCAGAGAACUCGCCGCAACCCCGAUGAUUUCCCUACCGUCCAGCUCUUCGUGCUCGCUAUCGUUCGCCUCGCCGAGCCGAUAGCUCUUACGUCCAUCUUCCCAUAUGCAUGGGCUCUGAUAAAGAGAUUCAAGAUUGGCCACGAAGAUGACGCCUCCUUCUAUGCCGGCUUGCUCAUCUCGUCUUUCGCCCUUGCGGAAGCCCUGAUGGGCAUGUUCUGGGGCGGUUUGUCCGACCGAAUUGGACGAAAGCCGGUCCUGCUCGUCGGGUGCAUCGGCACCAUGUUCAGCAUGGUCAUGGUGGGCUUUGCCUCCAGCCUCUGGGUCGCCCUCCUGGGGCGUGCCUUGGGCGGACUGCUCAACGGAAACAUUGCCGUCAUUCAGACAAUGGUCGGAGAGCUGGUCACAAAGCCAGAGCACGAGCCCAAAGCCUAUUCCAUCAUGCCCUUCGUUUGGUCCAUAGGGACAAUCGUAGGUCCAGCAAUCGGUGGCACCUUUGCUGACCCCCACGAAUCCUUCCCGAACAUGUUCCCCAAAGGGUCACUAUUCGAGGUGUUCCCCUACCUGCUCCCCAAUCUCGUCUGCGCUGGCUUGCUCUUCAUCAGCAUUCUUCUUGGCUACUUCCUCCUCGAGGAAACCCACCCCGAUAUGCAACCGCGCGUGUUUUUGCCCGAUGAUACUUUCGUCUCGGAAGAGACUCCUCUCAUUGAGACAUCUGAUGCCAUCAAGCGGCCCGCUGUCGACCUCCUCAGGGAUGAGAAUUAUGGAACGAUCAAGAGCCACAAAGCCGAGGAGUCGGACAGCAAGUGGACGAAAGAGUCCGAGAAGCGACCGGACUGCAACAUCUUCUCCAAGCGGAUCAUGGCUGUUAUCCUCGCCCUUUCGAUUUUCACCUAUCAUUCCAUGACGUACGAUCACCUUCUGCCCAUAUUCUUCGAGGACGAUAGACCUCUCAGCCCGUCGUCGCUGCUAGGUUCCCCGGUUCAUUCGUUGAGCCCGUUUUAUUCCCCCGGAGGCCUUGGUCUCUCUCUCCGAGCUGUGGGCAUGAUCAUGGCCGUCAAUGGCGUGAUCGCUCUUUUCAUUCAAGCCGUGGUCUUCCCCUUUGCCGCCGAACGGUUGGGGAUCUACAGGCUUUUCAUCUUUGUGACAGUCCUGCACCCGAUUGCCUACCUUUUCGUUCCCUUCCUCCUGUUCGUACCGGAGUCGCUUCUAUUUCCUGCCAUAUACGUCUGUCUCACUAUCCGCAACCUGUUCUCUAUCCUUGUCUACCCGUUACUUCUCAUCCUCAUCAAGGAAGCGACUCCGAGUCCGUCAGUUCUUGGCAAGGUGAACGGGUUGGCGGCAAGCGCGGGAGCUGCGUUCCGGAUGAUUGCCCCGCCUAUUGCAGGUUAUCUGUACAGCCUGGGGAAGGGGAUGGACUGCACUGCUCUGGCAUGGUACGGUAGUGCCGUCGUUGCCGUUCUGGGUGGUAUUCAAUGCUUUUCUGUCAAGCGCGAGAAGCCUAGAUGCACCCUAGCUGAGGAUUAUGAGGAGGUUGCCGCGACGCAGUAGACGGCUAAACCUGCUUGCUCCUUGUCAGCACGCAGGGAAAGACAAUCUGUGGAGGGUUUGCGGUCACCACGGUGAUUGGCUCGAAGAUGUGUGGAGGUAAGGGGGUAGAAUCCCCUCAUCUGCGCAAUCUUGGUUUGAUGGUACGGCGCGUUUAUGAGGAUUAUGGAGUCAUAUAUGGGGGAUCGGCCUCAUUGGCGUUGGUCGGCGUCAAGCAGUUUGUUUCGGCAUCUUUAAUAAUGGCGCAUGGCAUGAUUUAAGUUAGAGACACGAAAGACAUGGUUGCGGGCUACUAUAUAUUUAUACCUAGGUUGUUGGCGCAUGUUCUUAGCAGUCGAUAGUAGCGUACCUAAUAGACACGAUAUUUAUGGGCGGACUUGUAAUGUCUCCGGAAUCUAGUCCU
Molecule: messenger RNA, 2240 nt
Organism: Phialemonium atrogriseum
Lineage: Eukaryota; Fungi; Ascomycota; Sordariomycetes; Cephalothecales; Cephalothecaceae
Product: major facilitator superfamily domain-containing protein
Exons: 4
Coding region: 278-1840 (520 amino acids)
Biological process (GO): transmembrane transport
Molecular function (GO): transmembrane transporter activity
Source: RefSeq, a predicted model, not a curated record